AUGAUAUCUGUUGACUCUCCUCCGGUGGGCGCCUCUCUGGCCGCUAUGGUGGGCCUCGUGACUGUAGCUGGUCCAAUCGUGUGCAUGCAUGAGAGGAGGUCAAACCUCCUCGACUCCAACAAUCUUAGGGGCGCCGCCAAGUUCGCCGUCAGCUUGUCCCACGAAGAGCUUCAUUCAUAUCAUCUCCACAGGUUGGUUCAUAUGUUGUCUUUCAUGGUUGCAACUUGA
Molecule: messenger RNA, 228 nt
Organism: Sphenostylis stenocarpa
Lineage: Eukaryota; Viridiplantae; Streptophyta; Magnoliopsida; Fabales; Fabaceae
Source: the annotation of a GenBank genome assembly